AUGGAGUUCCUGACGAGCCCAGAAAGCGCCUGGAAGAUCGGUCUAAUACUGGUAGCUGCCACCGCAGUCUACUCCAUUCUCUAUCGAUCAUCGAACAAACCUCUCUGGAGCAGAAUAUCCCUUCGCGGCCGCAAAGACUCGACAGCCAGAACACCCCCACGAUCCAUAUCACCCGAGAAGAAAAAUGCCAAUAGCGCCACAUCUCCCCCAAGCUACAACCAUGCCCUCCCACCGCAGCGUAGAGAGUCGCUCCUCCAGCUUAAAGGAGUCACCUUUCGCUGGCGCGAUAUCGACGAAACCGAAGUGCGCCAAAAUGCCUUGCCCAUGACUGUCGAUUAUAUGAAAAGCCCAGGCAACCUAUAUACACCCACCGGAUUCUCGGUAGACGAAGUGAAAGCCCUUGGCGACUUUCCGGAUUAUGCGACUUUAAGUGGAGUUCCACUCCCUGAUUCUUACCCCGAGCAUGUUAUUGAGAAAGCUAAGCCUCGGCCAUACAGGCCGUUCCGGUGGGCUUAUCAUCAAACCAUGUCCUUAACCAAGCUGGAGCCAGACUGGUGGAUUGAGCUUGAAAGCACAUACAAAAGCCGCAUUGCUCAACGCAAAGAACUGUUUGCGAAGCACGGCAAGGCAGUUCUCGACGCUAGGCCUGGCUCCGAACUGGCCUGCAAGGAACUCAUGGAGAUGGUUCUGCAGUUCAUUUGUGCUCGGUAUCCGCAAUAUUUCACGCUGGUCGACAAUAGUAUACUGCAGAAUCGAAUCCUCGGUACAGAGCAGGAUGUUCGAAGCAAGCCUCCUUUGGAAAUUCUUCUUGACAAUGUUCCCGAAGACUUUGCCCUCACGCUGCGAGACGAGAAGACUGGUUAUUAUUUCUUGCGUGCAGCUGUGAUCUGCUCAGCAUUGGGGUGGAAUGUUGCUUCCAAGAUUGAUAAACGAUUGGAUGCGAUUCACGAGCCCAUUCCAGAUUACAAAGAGAAAAUGCAGUUCUCCAUGGACCGAUAUUUCACCAAGAUGCCAACCGAAAAGCCUAUCCAACGAGGUUCAUGGGGUCUCGAAGCCGAGGAGUUGUUGUACAUGGCACCGGGUGACCCACAUGGGGCUCUUAGGCUAUCGCAGGAUCCUAAUUUGCAUCUUGAUGAUUGCACCCUGCGUGUAGACUGGCAGACCCUUCGUCGUCUACCUUUGUCGGCAUCGGUCGUUUUCAACUUCAAGGCGCUCUUCACACCGGUAUCAGAGUUUCGUGACGAGCCUGCCGUGCCAGCCCUGUUGGGAAAGCUCUUGAGAGAGGGAAAGGAGAGCAUGAUGAAAUAUAAGGGAGUAUGGCAUGUUCAGCAUGUCGUUCUGCCAAAGAUGGAGGAGUGGGCAAAGGAGCAGGAGGAGGCGGGUCUUGUUCCAAAGGAUUGGGAGGUUGCGACCCUGGAUGACAGUCCUUGGUUUAAAGGCUGGGAGGGGAAAUGGCAUCGCCAACAGGGCUUCUAG
Messenger RNA from Penicillium pulvis, 1476 nucleotides. Its product is annotated as heme-dependent oxidative N-demethylase family protein. The record is from RefSeq and is a predicted model, not a curated record. Lineage: Eukaryota; Fungi; Ascomycota; Eurotiomycetes; Eurotiales; Aspergillaceae. The coding region runs from base 1 to 1476 and encodes 491 amino acids. The transcript has 3 exons.